AUGACGACUAGGAACAGGCAAAUCAAAAAUUUCACUUCGAAUUCCGGACCUCAACAUCCUGCUGCUCAUGGUGUUUCACGAUCAGUAUUGGAAAUGAACGGAGAAGUGGUGGAACGUGCGGAACCCCAUAUUGGAUUACUCCAUAGAGGGACUGAGAAAUUAAUAGAGUACAAAACUUAUCUUCAAGCUUUACCUUAUUCUGAUCGUUCAGACUAUGUUUCUACGAUGGCCCAAGAACACGCUCAUUCUUCAGCUGUAGAGAGACUUUUGAAUUGCGAGGUACCAUUACGAGCUCAAUAUAUACGAGUCUUAUUCCGUGAAAUCACUCGAAUUUCAAAUCAUUCACUUGCUUUAACUACUCAUGCUAUGGAUGUGGGAGCAUCAACUCCGUUCCUGUGGGCUUUUGAGGAGCGGGAGAAAUUAUUUGAAUUCUAUGAAAGAGUCUCGGGAGCCAGGAUGCAUGCCAGUUUCAUACGACCAGGUGGAGUGGCACAAGAUCUGCCUCUUGGCUUAUGUCGAGAUAUUGAUUCCUUCACACAACAAUUUGCUUCUCGUAUCGACGAAUUAGAAGAGAUGUCAACCGGCAACCGUAUCUGGAAACAACGAUUAGUGGAUAUUGGUACUGUCACUGCACAGCAAGCAAAGGAUUGGGGAUUCAGUGGUGUAAUGUUAAGAGGUCCAGGGGUAUGCUGGGAUUUGCGAAGAGCAGCACCUUACGAUGUUCAUGACCAAUUGGAUCCUGACGUACCAGUAGGUACCAGAGGAGAUCGCUAUGAUCGUUACUGUAUCCGUAUCGAAGAGAUGCGACAAAGUGUUCGGAUCAUUGUGCAAUGUCCUAAUCAAAUGCCUAGUGGGAUGAUCAAAGCCGAUGAUCGUAAGCUAUGUCCUCCAUCACGAUCUCGAAUGAAACUAUCCAUGGAAUCCUCAAUUCACCAUUUCGAACUUUAUACAGAAGGUUUUUCCGUACCAGCUUCUUCUACCUAUACCGCAGUGGAAGCACCUAAAGGUGAAUUUGGUGUCUUUCUGGUCAGUAAUGGAAGCAAUCGUCCCUACCGUCGUAAAAUAAGAGCACCUGGCUCUGCCCAUUCACAAGGACUCGAUUCUAUGUCCAAACAUCACAUGCCAGCGGAUGUGGUCACCAUCAUAGGUACUCAAGAUAUUGUGUCUGGAGAGGUAGAUAGAUAG
Messenger RNA from Cucumis sativus (cucumber), 1185 nucleotides. Lineage: Eukaryota; Viridiplantae; Streptophyta; Magnoliopsida; Cucurbitales; Cucurbitaceae. The record is from the annotation of a RefSeq genome assembly.